Molecule: messenger RNA, 741 nt
Organism: Ilex paraguariensis (yerba mate)
Lineage: Eukaryota; Viridiplantae; Streptophyta; Magnoliopsida; Aquifoliales; Aquifoliaceae
Source: the annotation of a GenBank genome assembly
AUGGGUUCGACUCGCGCUGAUGGCUCGGGAAAGGAUCGGUUAAAGUGGACACCAAAGUUGCAUGAUCUUUUUGAGAAGGCAGUGAAUCAGCUUGGAGGGCCAGAUAGGGCUACACCAAAAGGUAUCUUGAAGGCUAUGGGCAUUGCUGGACUAACCAUUUACCAUGUCAAAAGCCACUUACAGGAGGCAAGUAUGAAAGAAGAAGCAUCUCAGAAAUUCUGCCCAACUUCAGCACCACAUCGUGAUGGUGCUCAGCUCAACGAAGCACUUCAAAUGCAAAUGCAAAUGGAAGUGCAAAGACGCUUGAGUGAUCAACUUGAGGUUCAAAAGAGCUUGAAACUUAAAAUUGAAGCCCAAGAAAAGUUCCUAGAGAGAAUUGCAGAGGAAUUUAAAACCCGGCCAAACAUCACAACGCCUAGCAAGCCUUUCUCUCCUCUAUCACUUCCUUCCCUUUGCGAUGAUUCUGAAUCAAAUAUGAAGGAAUUUGAAUCCGACUCUGAGGCUGACAAGAACGAAAUACGUUGUGAAGAACUUCGAGCUACAAAGAGGCUUAGGGUGGAGGAAAAUAUUCUGCAACAAAGAUUUAAACUCGCUUCACUCAACUCAGGAUCUUAUAAUCCAAACUUGGUUCUGUCAAAAGGAGGGAAUUAUCCUUAUUCUGCCCAUGAAAUCAGCUUUCCAUGGAGUGUUUCAGCCUGUCAAUCGCCUCAACUGCCAGCUUCAUAUGGUUCUUAUAAUUAG